AUGGAAAAAUUCAAUGUAUUCCAUGAUGCUACCACAAAUUUACUGAUGACUUAUUUAGCAUGGAUGACAUAUGCUAUGUUGUUACUUAUGCUUGCAACUAUAAUCGUUCAUUAUUUGUCUAUUAGUGCAAUCGGAUCUGGUAUACCAGAGGUUAAAGUUAUACUGCAAGGUGUGAAUGUAGAGAAGCAUUUAACUUUCCGCACUUUAGUCUCGAAAUUAAUUGGCUUAAUGCUUGCGAUUGGUAGUGGUUUUCCAAUUGGCAAAGAGGGGCCAUUCGUACACAUGGGCUCUGUAGUAGCGCAUUUAAUGCGACGUUUGGUGAUAGGUAUUAAACCAGCUUAUGCAAACGAAUCUCGAAGUAACGAAUUAUUGGCAGCAGGAUGUGCUGCUGGUGUAGCAGCAACUUUUAGCGCUCCUGUAGGAGGUAGUUUGGAAAUUUUGCUUGGCCAAGGUGUAUUAUUUUCGAUUGAAGUAACUACAGCGUACUUUGCUGUUCGUGAUUAUUGGCGUGGAUUUUUUGCAGCUGCAUGUGGUGCAGCUACUUUUUCCCUUUUACGUGUAUGGAUUCAUCCAUUUGAAGUAACUGUGGCUGCACUAUUUCAAACUAAAUUCAGACAUCAGUCAUACUAUCCUGAAGAAUUACUCAUCUUUGCUCUCAUUGGUAUUAUCUGUGGUUUAGCUAGUGCAAUAUUUAUUCUCAUUCAUCGACGAUAUGUACUUUUUCUUCGUCGCAACAACUACAUGAAACAAUUAUUCCAAAGACAUUGGAUUGUUUAUCCACUUACAAUUUCUAUGAUUUAUGCAACUAUAACAUAUCCAUAUGGUUUUGGACAAUAUAUCACUGGACAAACAGUGUUUGCACGAUCGUUACUUGACUUCUUUGCCAAUUGCACAUGGCACGUAAGUCCAUUGCACGCAGAAGCUUGUAAUGAAUUCUUGAUUGCACGAUGGAAAGUUCAUGAUUCUGUCUUCAUUGAACUUAUAAUAUUUGUCAUCGGUUUUUAUUUUUUGGCGAUUGUUGCAAGUACAUUACCAGUUCCAGCAGGAAUAUUUAUGCCGGCAUUUGUUAUUGGAGCAGCAAUUGGUCGGUUAAUUGGAGAAUUUGUAGCUUUAAUUUAUCCUCAUGGUUUCCGUGAAGAUCAACAGUUGCUCAUACUUCCUGGGAUUUAUUCUGUUGUUGGUGCAGUAUCGUUUUGCGGAGGUGUAACACAUACUGUUUCUGUUUCUGUAAUUGCAUUUGAGUUGACUGGCCAACUAUUACAUAUACUUCCUGUAAUGAUAGCAGUUAUAUUGGCGAAUAUUGUGUGUUCUUCGCUUCAACCUUCAUUUUUUGAAAGUAUUAUUAAAAUCAAACAUUUACCAUAUUUUCCUGAUAUUCCAAAAUUGACAUCAUGGGCACAUGAAAUAUGCGUCGGACAAAUUAUGGUCAAAAAUGUCAAAUUCUUAACAAAGCAAAACACGUACUACGAAUUACAAGAAUUGCUUUCAAGUCCUCAAAAAUUAUUAGCGUAUCCAUUGGUCGAUAACGAAUCAUCGAUGAUAUUGCUAGGAUCAGUAAGUCGUGAGAAUUUACUGCAAAUGUUGCAUCGAAUAGUGGGUGAUGAAGCACGACACGCUGAAUAUUUACGACGAAUUCAAUCUCCCAAUCAAUUAUCAGAAGGAGCUUUUGAUCCUCCUAAGUUUUAUAUGGGUUGUAUCUCUUCAAAAGUAUCUUAUGCAGAUCAGAACAAACAGUCUUCACAAGAAGCACAACCACCUCCAAAUGAAUCACCGAAUACAGAAUCGCGGCGAGGAUCGCUUUUAAAGACGUCGCUCAGUGAUUGUGACAUGCGAAAAUCAUGUAGAGCUGAAUCAAAAAAAGAAUCAUCUGAUGAAGUUACAUACAAUCGUUUAACGAAGUCUUAUUCCGGGCAUGAUAUACGUGGAACUCUCGGAAAUAUGUUCGAGAAAAUUUCGCAUACAUUUCGGACAUGGAAGCGAUCAGAAGACCUCACUGGAGAAGAACGUCAAAUAUGGGAAAAGCAACAAUUGAGCAAAAUAAUUGAUUACUCCGAAACUAUCAUUGACUCAGCGCCUUUUCAACUAGUAGAAAACACAUCUUUGUACAAAGUUCACUCGAUUUUUUCACUUCUUGGAAUACGAAGAGCGUAUGUGACAAAAUAUGGUGUAUUGAUUGGUGUAGUUGCUGCAAAAGAAAUUGUAACAGCAUUCGAACGGAUGCAAGCAGGAACUUUAACAACAACAAGCAGAAAGCCAGCUGGUGAUGAACAAGAAAGAAGAAGUAGCGAGCAUGGAGAAACAGGUUUAUUAGAGGAUGAAAGCAGCGAAUCUGAAUCCGAUAACGAAGAUCUUAUUUUACCACGAGUAGAAUUUGAUAAAUCAACGGCAAGUGAAAUUUUAGAAGCGAAAUUCGCAGCCAUGCGUGCUUCAAGUAUGUCUCGUUUCUACUGCUUAUCAGACAGGAAUCGCCGUAAAAGCUAUCCGAAUUUUGUGAGAAAAUCUCGUGAGAAACCAGUAUCUCGUUCAAUUGAAAGAAGAAAUUAUGAUGGAAUGUUGAAAUUACGAUCAAGUAUGGAUGAACAAGUAGUGAAGCAGAAGUUAGAUGAAAUUAUCAGGAAUCCUCAAAUUUUGAAAAGUGACUCUCCAAAACAAACGACUCAAUUCGAUAUUGAACGAGGAGUAACAAGGAUUCCUUGCACAGGUGAGUAAAU
Molecule: messenger RNA, 2711 nt
Organism: Thelazia callipaeda (thelaziosis nematode)
Lineage: Eukaryota; Metazoa; Nematoda; Chromadorea; Rhabditida; Thelaziidae
Source: the annotation of a GenBank genome assembly